AUGCGGAAUGACGGCUCUCUUCUUCAGCCCCUAGCAGAAUUUGUGGAUUUCUACCUGCAGCCAUGGGUAAAGCAACAGAAGUCUUACAUAUGGGAUUCUACUGAUUUUAUAACACAUAUCUUACAGCUUACAGACAUCAAGUCAUCUGACAUUCUGGUCACGCUGGACGUUUCGAGUUUGUACACCGUCAUUCCGCAUGCAUCAGGUAUAGCAGCAGUGGCCAAGUGUCUUAGACGGAUACCAUACAUUGGCCCAUUGGAGGAGGUAUUAGUAACCCUGCUUGACAUGUGUCUCUCAGAAAAUUAUUUUUUAUUUGAUAAGAUCUACUAUUUACAAAUCUCCGGAACGGCGAUGGGGUCAAAUGUGGCCCCGACGCUAGCCAAUCUCUUUAUGGCCGAUUAUGAAGUAAAUGCCAUCAGAAUUUUUGAUAAACCAGAAAUCAAAUAUUGUCGCUACAUCGACGAUCUGUUCCUAAUCUGGCAAGAUGGGCCUUUGACAUUAGAUGCUUGGAUUGUGAGCCUCAAUGAAAUGAAGAGUACCAUACGAUUCAGUUCCACCACGAGCCUUGAUAUGGUUGACUAUCUAGACGUGAGAGUUUUUAAGAAGGAUACCAUUUUGGGCACUACUCUCUACAGGAAAACAACCGACAGGAAUUCUAUCCUGCACGCUCGCAGUUGCCACCAACCGAAUCUGGUCAAAAAUAUCCCUAAAGCACAAUUUCAACGGGUUAUGAGAAACAACACAGACAAAGAAAAGUGCUCCAUUCAAAUUGAAGAAAUGACACAGCGUUUCAUUGAGAGAGGCUACACUCGAAAAUUACUAGCUGAAAUGCGUACACUGGCAAGUACUCAAGGAAGAACAGACACUUCUGAAAAUCCAAAAUUGCAACAGAUGACUUUCGUAACCUCCUAUACACCUGAUAAACACCUGAUCAUUAAGACACUAAAAGAUGAGUGGAAAUUACUUGAGGCUGACCAUACUCUACCAUUUAAAACAUGGAAAACGCCACGGGUGGGAUACAGAAGGGGUCGGAACCUUAGAGACCUCCUGAUGAAGACGGAGCUAACAGUCAGGACACCACCCACCUGGCUGGGGAGAAAAGCUGGCUGCUAUCGCUGCCUUGGAUGUGUGACGUGUAAUGCUAUGAUCACGGGCACCCAGUUCCAACAUCCUGAACGCAGGAAGAAAUACAAGAUCAAACAUGCGGUGACCUGCACUACUACACACAUUGUGUACCUCCUGAACUGCCCAUGUGGCAAGUAUUAUACCGGAAAAACCACAGACGACGCCAGGACCAGGAUGGCCAACCAUAGAUACAGCAUUAGAUUGGCCAUCAAGAACGGAAAAACAGACCAACCAGUGGCCCGCCACUUCCUGGAAUCUGGACAUUCAGCUACAGAUAUGCGAUUUAGAAUUAUUGAUCAUGCCCUGGUGACGUUCCAUGAUGUGGCGGCCUGCUUCUCUUCAGAGGAAUGGCGGCAUCUGGAGGACUGGCAGAAAGAGCUGUACAGGAAUGUGAUGCGUGAGAUUCAUUCUGCUCUGCAGGCCAUGGGGUACACAAUUCUGAACCCAGAGCAGCUACUGCGUGUGCAGAAGAAUGACGAUACCUCCGAGAGACUAAACCAAUCUGCAGAACAACAAAAGAUGCUCAAAGCAGGUGGUCCCCUAUAUCAACCCAGUGUGUGCUUAUGGCGGUUAUUUUGUGAACAAAAUUGGAAUAGCAAGAGAGAGCAAGAUCCCACUAGCCAUGAAAGGGCCAAAUCUGAGCUGCAAAUGGUGAAGCCAGACAUCUUCUUGCGGAUAAAGCCAGAUGAGAUGGUGUUUGAAGCUUGUCCGGAGCCUGGUGAUGGUGAUAAAGGACAGAGUGACAAAUCCAUGAGAUCAGGCAUCUCACUUACCAUAGAAGGGGAGACUGAGCCUUUCUGGGUGAAUGUUGAAGCGACAGAUCAGGGUGAGCUACGGAGGGAGCAGCAUGCAGAUAACGGUUUUGUAAGCAGCCCAACAGAGGAGCGUCUUACACAGCUUCAUCACAACAAUCUGUCUUUAGAAAAUGAAUCCCUUGAUGGUCAGGAGGAAUGGGACAGCCUAUCUCCAGUUCGACUGCCACGCCCCAGAAAAUGCCAAUCCAUAUACAGAAUUGGAGAACCCAUAUCGCAGUGUGCUUAUGACUUCAAUGACCCUUCUAGUCCAACUCCGGCAAGAGCUUUCCAAUGUUCUCAGUGCCAACAGAGUUUUAAUGAGAUGGAGACUCUUCUUUUACAUCAGACAGUUCACACUUCCUGGACUUGUAGCUCACAGGAGAAUGUUGGUAGUGGAUUCACCCCUUCUAAACCUUCCCCUGUACUGAUUGGGGGAUAUUCAGCUGUGCCAGCACCUUAUAUAUGUGGGGACUGCGGGAAAGGGUUUUCAAACUCUUAUAAACUGAAAAUUCACCAGAGAAUUCAUACUGGAGAGAGGCCCUACAAAUGCUUGGUAUGUGAGAAACGUUUUCAUAAGGGUGCCCAUCUUAAGGUUCAUCAGAGAACACACACUGGAGAACGGCCUUAUGGAUGCCAUGUUUGUGGUAAACGUUUCACAAAGUCCUACCACCUUAAAGUUCACAUAAGGAUUCAUACAGGGGAGAGGCCUUACCAGUGCCCUGAGUGUCACAAAUCCUUUAGUGUCAAUUCUCACCUCACUGUCCAUCAGAGAACUCACACGGGUGAGAGGCCCUUUGUCUGCUUUGAAUGUGGCAAGAGUUUUCGUCAGAAGACUAGUCUCCUUGGCCAUCAGAAGUCUCACCAAAGAAUUGCAGAACGGAGGAAGCUAAGCUGGAAGACUUUGUGGCCAGAUAAAUAGUUUAUGUUUUGCCAUUUUAAAUAGUGUUGCUGUUGGAGGUCACUACAAGACUUAGUGGAAGGCUGAGACCAUUGAUAAACACACGUGCCGUUACUCUUGAAGGAUAAAUAUUAGAAACUUUAGGUUAAAACUAUUCAGACAACAAUGCAGGCUUCAGUUACUGACAAUUAUUAAACACUUUGUAGAUUCCAAUUUAGUAAUAAUAGCAAUCAUUCUGUUCUUUUUGCCCAAGUAGGACCUUACAUAACCGUAUUACAAGCACGAUAUUUCCUAAAACUGAAAGCAAUUUGUUGAUAUCAUUGACUUCUGUUACGAUGUUUAUACUGGAUAAAUAGUAAAAAAAAACUGCAUGAGGAAGCAUUUCUAUGUAGGGGGAUAUAGAUGGGCCCCAACUUAGCAUUACCACCAUUCACGUGUUGUGUUUUUUUCUCAUCUGGUCCCAAGUCAUGGUACAUGAAGAUGUUGACUGCCAUUUUAAAGUGCUUUGUUCUCAUUUGCA
Messenger RNA from Bombina bombina (fire-bellied toad), 3337 nucleotides. RefSeq lists its product as uncharacterized. Gene Ontology annotation, biological process: regulation of DNA-templated transcription. The transcript has 9 exons. The record is from RefSeq and is a predicted model, not a curated record. NCBI's taxonomy places the organism in Eukaryota, Metazoa, Chordata, Amphibia, Anura, Bombinatoridae. The coding region runs from base 1 to 2838 and encodes 945 amino acids.